This is a messenger RNA of Paramecium pentaurelia, 572 nucleotides long. Lineage: Eukaryota; Ciliophora; Oligohymenophorea; Peniculida; Parameciidae. The record is from the annotation of a GenBank genome assembly.
AUGAAACAGCAAAAGGAUGGAAUUUUUUAUUAAAGUUCUUAAUUUAAGGCAGAAUUUUGUGAGCCAUUAUCCAUUUUGGAUUAUUGGUCUUAAGAGAAUCAAGAAAUCUAAUCAUAAAAUUUAAAAACAGAGUAAUUAGAGAAAAUAGAGAAACCAAAAGAGAGAUUGAAUAGAAGUUAUUUUUCUUUAAAUAAAAUAGUCUACAGUUAAUCAUCCUUAGAAAAAAGAUCCCUAUGGAUCUGAAUGGGCUUAGUAAAUUUUAGCUAAAUAAUUUGGAGUUCAAAUAACUGAAGGAAGUUCGAAUUUAAGUCCAAAAUGGACAUUAAAAAAAGUAUAACCGCUUGAAUUUUCAUAAUAUAAUGGUCAAAUAGAUCCUAAAAUUGCAAAGGUAUUAAAAAGUGUUAAGUUAGGAUUUCAAAUCAUAAGAGAAAUUAUUUCGAUUGACAGCAACUGAAAAUCAUAGAAGAAGACUUGACAUUGUAAUAAAAAAGUAUAAAUAAUCAUUUAAUGGUUAAAUUCCUACUCAACAAUAAUAAACAUUGCUACAUUAUAAAUUGCCUUCAAUACCAUGA